CUCUCUGCGGACCUCCGCCGCCGAUCAGUCCGUAUACGUACUGCGCGCCGGCCGCUAUGUGAACGGUUCACGCGCGUGUGUGUGACUUGUGUGAUAUUUUUUUUUCUCCCAGAACUCAGGCGACCGCCGCCGAACAUUACCGCCGCACACCUAUGACACUACGCGUCGUCGGUACGAUAAUAAUAUAUUUUAUUCGUUCGCAAAGCAUGCACCACGCGAUACGAUAACAAAUAAUUAUAUUUCGAUCGUCCGUUCGUCGUUAUAUUUUUUUUUUUUAGUUUUUACGUUAUUUUUUAAUUUUUUCGUUUAUUCCGUUUUUUUGCGUUUUUCGCCUCGCUUCGUCAUACCGCGAGAGACGGCGCCACGCGUCGCGAUAAGGAUUAUUCUCGACCCUGUUUCGCGGUGAAAACCGAACGAUAAAAAAAAAAAACCUGACAAUAACAAUAUAAUAAUUAUUAUAUUGUUAUUCAUAAUAUCGUUGUCGUAGUGGUGGUGAAAAAAAAUCGCACGUCGCCGAGGCGUCGUUGUCGCGCGGACAAAGUGCGCGCGCGCCGCGCGUACCCACCGCACACGCGUGCGGUGCACAGUGACAAUUUUUUUUUCUUCAUAGACCGGUGCACGAAAAACGUUCGCAAUUACGGACCUAACGAUUUACCCGCGCAGUGUUCGGGGCGCGUCGGUUGAAUGUGAUUGGAAAGCGCGGGUGAUGGCCACCACGUACCUGCCGGUUGGCAGUGGCGGCGGCGGCGGCGGUGGCGGUGGCCCCGGCUCCGGUGACCUGGACGGCAUGGGCGGCAUGUCGGUGGUCAAUCAGCCGGGCGGCCCGUACCAGCAGCCGUCACCGUCGCCGCGCGGCGGCAACGGCCAAGACCACCCGGCCGGCGAGCUGAAGUACAUGCCACCCGGGCAGCACCACCAUCACCACCACCAUCACCAUCAAGUUCCUACGUCCCCGUCGCCAGUGUCGCUGUCGGCCGCGGCCAGUUGGGUGGACCCGUGGGCCGCGUCCAUGAGCAUGCACCAGCACCAUCCGCACCAUCCACACCACCCGCACCAGGGACUGGACAUCAAGCCACCGCCAGACAUGCGAGCCGUGACCGGCGGCGGUGGUGGAGGCGGUGGCGGUGGAGGCGGAGGCGGAGGCGCGCAGACCUGGCACACGGGGCCGCCGCCACCCGUCGUCUCGGCCGGCCACUACAAUGGUAGCGGGUCCGGAUCACCGCAACUCGGCCACCACGGCGCGUACCACGUGAUGAACGGCAUGCUGGGCCACACGCACCCAGCCGUCCAAAUGCACGGCCACAGUCCGUCGUACCCGCAGCAACACGACCCGCAGUCGCCCGGCGGCGAGGAGGACGCUCCCACGUCCGACGACCUCGAGGCGUUCGCCAAGCAGUUCAAACAGCGCCGGAUCAAGCUGGGCUUCACGCAGGCCGAUGUAGGCCUGGCGCUGGGCACGCUCUACGGGAACGUGUUCUCGCAGACCACCAUAUGCAGGUUUGAGGCGCUGCAGCUGUCGUUCAAGAACAUGUGCAAGCUCAAGCCGCUGCUGCAAAAGUGGCUGGAGGAGGCGGACUCGACAACGGGCUCGCCGACCAGCAUCGACAAGAUCGCGGCGCAGGGCCGCAAGCGCAAGAAACGCACUAGCAUCGAGGUGUCCGUCAAGGGGGCUCUGGAGCAGCACUUCCACAAGCAGCCCAAGCCGUCCGCGCAGGAGAUCACGUCGCUGGCCGACUCGCUGCAGCUGGAGAAAGAAGUGGUGCGCGUAUGGUUCUGCAACCGGCGGCAGAAGGAGAAGCGCAUGACACCGCCGAACACCAUGGGCGGCCCGCAGGACGGCAACGGCAUGAUGGACGGUGGCCUGGGUGGCGGCGGCGGCGGCCCGAUGGGCCACGGCGGCCUGCACCAGGCCUACCACCAUCAGGACCACGUGAUGCAUGGCUCACCGAUGGGCCCGCACUCGCACUCACACAGCCCGCCGAUGCUCUCGCCGAUCGGCAACCAUCAGUCGCUUGCGGCCCAUUAACGUUUCGCCCAGUGGGACGUUGAGUACUCACGACACCUGGCUAAGAUGCAGCAACAUCAGCAGCAACACCAGGAAUGCACGUAGUACUGUUGUUUACUGUUUCGAACAACGUCUCGCUGAGGGCGAUUUAAAAAAAAUAAUUAAAUAUAAACGUGUGCACGUCGCAGCAACAGCAACGGAGCACACGCACUACAAACGUGUGCUUAUUUGCGUGGUUUUCACGGUAUAUCAUGUCACAUGACAUGUUAUAUUUCGGGAGAUCGUUGCUGCACCGCGACGGCGCAUAUUAUAUAUUAUUAUUAUUUUUUACCAAUUCGACUAUAUAUAAAUAUAUAUAAAUAUAAAAUAUUAAUAUUAAUUUACAAAUGCGGAUCGUAUAAUAUAUUGAAAAUUAUAAUAUAUAUUAUAUGAUUAUUAUUAUAAUAUAUUAUAAGAGUAGUGCUCGCCGUAAAAUGCACUGAAAAAAUCGCGUACGACGGCCAAAGAAAAAGCGCAUAACAAACAUUACAAUAUAAUAUAUAAUAUUUUCCGUAAACAUUAUUAUUAUUAUUUUUUUCCAAUCGUUAUUAAAUAUAUAGAGAUGUGUGUAUAAUGAUAUUAUAUUGUUAUUGUACGCAGUAUAUAUAACGAUGAUAAAAGAUGAUGUCGAUGAUGAUAAUAAUGAACGAUGAUAACGAAGAUGAUGAUAUAUUAUAAUAAUAUAAUAACGAAGACCAUCGAUCGGCAUACCUACCACGCACGAUAUAUUAUUAUUAUAUAUACGUUCUACAAGACGACGGCGAGAUGAAGGCUUUACGACCAGCGAGCAAGAAAUCGUCUUCGGACUAUAUACGCGCGAGAAGUCACCGCGAGCAAGGGAAGUCACCUCGACCACAAGAAGUCAUCUAGCUCGAAGAGUUACCGACCACGAGAACUCAUCGAGCACGAGAAAGUCACCAACCAUGAGAAGUCACCGACCACGAGAAGCAAGUACGGGAGGGACGAGCCAUCAAUCGACACACCAUCUUCUGUCGCACUGUGAUAUAAAUCGAUUAAUUCUUUUAAAUUUGUUUGUUUUUUUCCGACUAUAAACUAUCUCCCCCGGACAAGUAUAUAACAAUGAUAUACCUAAGUAUAACUUCGCAGCCAUGUACACACACACACGCCCACCCACACACCCACUUUACAGGUACUGUAGUUAGCGCCUAUAUAAUAUAUAUAUAUUUUAUUUCCGUUUUAUUUAUUAUAUUAUAUACUACUAAACGCGAGCGCAAAUUCUCCCGAUAAAAUCCUAUAAAAUUCUUCACGAUUUUCUGAUAGUUUUCCGCGUGACGUCCGAGCCCCCCUUUGCCCGACCACUAUAUAUAUAUAUACGUAUAAUGUGACGAAAUUCCCCAAACCGCACUGAAAAACAACCGAUCUCGACGCAUAUAUAUAUAUUAUACGUAGAUAAACGCGAAACGGAAACUAUGAAAAUAAUAUAACGGCGACGUUCUCAAACCGUUUACCCUGCGAGCAUAAUGAUAGAAUAUAAAAUUUAGGUGUCGUUUAGUAAAUUUUUGUUUUUUGUCGGACUUUCUAUUGAUAUUAUAUUAUUCCUCGCCGGCUGUUCACCGCCUCAAUUUUCCAUCACAGCCCCCCAAAACACUUGUUCGUCGCGCGUUUACCUCCAUACCUCGCGACCAUAUACCUAAAAUAAAUACACUUAGGGUACAUCGUGUACUUGUAAAAAUAUUAUACAAUGUCUUUUCGGUCCAUCUGCAGCCGGCACCAUACCACACGAAUAAUAUCAUCAAAAUAUUAUAUACGACCUACCAAAUAUUAUAAAUAAAAAAUUAUAUUAUAUAUAUUAUUAUUAUCACCGUCGUACAUACUCGCCUAGCUAUAUACGCGACGUAUAUUAUGUAUAUAGGCUGCAGGUAUACCCAUAUGAUAUAUAGUAAUAGUAAUAUACGAAAACCGGUUCGUUUCGAACGAUUCAUAAUUUUUGUCCAUAUUUUUUAUUUUUCUCCCGCCAGCUCGGUCUCUCGCUCACUCCUUUUUAUUCGUGAUUUAUGUGACGGAUGAAAAAAAAAACCGAAAAAGGUAAUAAUAAAAUUACCCCGAAAAUAUAAUAAUAAUAAUAAUAAUAAUAAUAAUAAUAAUAAUAAUAUAUAUACAUAACCCGGCCGGCAGCAGAGUAUAUAAUAUAAUAUAAUAUAAUAUAUAUAUAUGUACACGCGUACAUCAUACCCGCCGACAUAUAUUUCGUGUGCGUAUAAUAUAUAUAAUAUUAUUAGGUAUUUGUGUGUGCAAGUACGUACAAGACGCUAUUUUUUCCUAUAUAAUAUAUAUAUAUAUACUUCUUCUUCGUCUUCUCCUUCGCUUGUUCAUAUUUUUACGAUCACCCUCUAAAUAUAUUAUCGGUCCGCGCGUAUAAACAUAUUAUAAAAUAGCAUAUUAUCCGAAUAAAUCAACCCGCCGCCGCCACCGCUGCCGUACCAGCCUUUAUAAUAUAGACGAUAAUAAUAAAUUUCUAUUCCAUUAUUACAAUACACAUAGGAAGGUACACAUAUACAACAUUUAAAAAAACGUGUGUGUACGUAUGUGUGCGGCGAGGUAUAUAAAAAUAUAUUAUAAUGUGUAGGUAUAAUGAUAUAAGUGUUUGGAUAAUAAUUAUAAUAUAUAUAUGUAUAUAUAAUGUGUAUACACCGACACAAAUUUUGGCGAAACGUCUAAAAAUUAUUAUAUAUAUGAGAAGUAUAUAGAAAUUUGAUACGGCGUGUUUCGGUCGAUAUAUAUAUAUAUAUCUUAUAUUAUAAUUUAUACCUAUGAUAUGAUACCUAUAACAAACUACUGCGUUAUAUAUAUUAUAUACACAAUAUGAUAGUAUUAUUAAUUACCUAUAUAUAUAGGUAUGGAUGUGUUUCCGCCGCGCGCUUUUGUAUUUUGUAACGAAUUUAUCGAAAAAUAUUAUUAUUAUUAUUAUUAUUAUUACUAUUAUUAUAAGUGUAUAUACUUACCUAUAUAUACGUACGCGCAUAUAAUGUAAUAAUGUACAAUAUUAUUGUGACGUAGGUGUGUGUAUAUGCUGUUUAUCUCAUUUUUUGAUUAUAAUUUAUUAUUAUUA
Acyrthosiphon pisum (pea aphid) is the source of this 5114-nucleotide messenger RNA. It is a transcript of the gene vvl, whose product is annotated as ventral veins lacking. The record is from RefSeq and is a predicted model, not a curated record. Gene Ontology annotation, molecular function: DNA-binding transcription factor activity, RNA polymerase II-specific; RNA polymerase II cis-regulatory region sequence-specific DNA binding. Lineage: Eukaryota; Metazoa; Arthropoda; Insecta; Hemiptera; Aphididae. Gene Ontology annotation, biological process: regulation of transcription by RNA polymerase II. Bases 707 to 2026 code for a protein of 439 amino acids. The transcript has a single exon.